GUCUCAUCUUGUGGAAGAGGAGUGGCUCUCUCUGACGCCUGAGUCACUAUCAGUGUCUCGUUUGGCUUCAAUGAACAAGGACUAUUAAUCCUCCAGAAUCCACAACAAUGCGAAACACCUGCAAGAAGUUUCUUGGACUGAUUGUCAGUGUCGGCGGGCUGAUAGCUUUGUUUCGUACUUGGAGCCAUGAAACCAGUUCAGGAGUCGACUUACGACCGAGACACGGGGGUUCAGUAAAGAAACUCCUCGCGGGACAAAUUGAAGACAUCAACAGUGGCUAUGACGACAUUGCCUUCCAUAUAAAAGAGCAAGUGGCACGACAACUGGCUCAAAACUCAUGUGUAUGUCUGGCUGAUAAGGAGACAUUUCAACUGCCGUUCUCCAAUCUGCUUUUCCCACGCGUGUGGGCCCACAAACUCGAUACUGCGUUUUUAGAGUCCUAUCCUGACCCUGAGGGUGUGAAGCGUCACAGAGCUCAAGAGUACAGCAAAUCACAGAGCAGGUCCUACAGCCCUGCAGACCUACCUAUUGUAGCCGAGGCCAACAGUCCUCUUCAGUAUCCUACCCAGGGUGUGGAGGUGCGACCCCUUAAAACAAUCAUCGUUCCUGGGUUGGGCCUUAAAGAGGAAAAAAAAUCAAAGCAUACGGUGUCUUUGACUGCAACUCUUGGGACUUUUGAUGUUGCUGCUACAGUGGACAGUGUCUCUGUCAAAGGAGAAGGAGAGAAGCACAUGAUAUUGUCGAGUCAGGAUCUCUCCGCUCUGAACAAGCAGCUCCAGUUUGUCACAUACACAAACACCGUUUUCCAUCCAAAGACAGCAGAUACAGUUGAGUUUGCGAAUGAGGGUCACCGCUCAUUUUUCACCAUCAAAGUCGGACAUGGCUCCAUCCCCAGACUUUACAACACUGGAAACCAAAAAGAGUACAAUAUUAGUGCACUUGUCACCAUCGCCUGCAAGACCUUCAUACGCUAUGACAAACUCAAAGAUCUCAUCGACAGCAUACGCCAGUAUUAUCCCACCGUCACCAUAGUGAUAGCAGAUGAUUCUGAACACCCUGAGCCAGUGACUGGGCCUCACAUUGAACAUUACAUCAUGCCAUUUGGAAAGGGUUGGUUUGCAGGAAGAAACCUGGCAGUGUCUCAAGUGAUAACCAAGUAUGUUCUGUGGGUGGAUGAUGACUUCAUCUUCAGUGCAAACACUAAGUUGGAGAAGAUGGUGGACAUCCUGGAGAAGACCUCGCUAGAUCUGGUUGGUGGUGCAGUGAGAGAGGUGACAGGCUACACUGCAACAUACCGUCACACCAUCUCAGUGGAGGAAGGAGGAGAGGAGGGCGACUGUUUACACAUCAGAAAUGGCUACCACCAUGUAAUCGAGGAAUUUCCCAACUGCGUGGUUGCUGAUGCUGUCAUCAACUUCUUCAUGGGCCGGACAUACAAGGUGCAGCAGGUGGGCUUCAACCCCCGCAUGUCACGGCAGGCUCAUCUGGAGUUCUUCAUUGACGCUCUGGGCUCCCUCCACAUCGCCUCCUGCAGCGACGUCAUUGUGAACCAUGCAUCUAAGAUCAAAUUACCCUGGGGUGAAACGGACGAUCAAAAGGCCUACAACAAGUUCCGUUACUCCAACGUUGAAAGCAACAUUCAUAAUGAAGACUUCUACUUCAAGAACAGGUUUCAGUGCCAGACUAGUAACUGAAACUGAGUCAAGGGUACAAACAAACACAACUGCAGCAACUAU
Hippoglossus stenolepis (Pacific halibut) is the source of this 1736-nucleotide messenger RNA. It is a transcript of the gene b4galnt1a, whose product is annotated as beta-1,4-N-acetyl-galactosaminyl transferase 1a. The coding region runs from base 108 to 1694 and encodes 528 amino acids. The record is from RefSeq and is a predicted model, not a curated record. Gene Ontology annotation, molecular function: hexosyltransferase activity. Gene Ontology annotation, biological process: ganglioside biosynthetic process. The transcript has 11 exons. Lineage: Eukaryota; Metazoa; Chordata; Actinopteri; Pleuronectiformes; Pleuronectidae. Gene Ontology annotation, cellular component: Golgi membrane.